This is a messenger RNA of Apaloderma vittatum (bar-tailed trogon), 640 nucleotides long. RefSeq names its product talin-2-like. The transcript has 2 exons. Gene Ontology annotation, cellular component: focal adhesion; plasma membrane. Gene Ontology annotation, biological process: cell-cell adhesion. The record is from RefSeq and is a predicted model, not a curated record. Gene Ontology annotation, molecular function: integrin binding; actin binding. Lineage: Eukaryota; Metazoa; Chordata; Aves; Trogoniformes; Trogonidae. The annotation marks the transcript as partial.
GCUGCGGGAAAUGCUGUCAAGCGAGCAUCAGACAAUCUCGUCAGGGCGGCCCAAAAAGCAGCAUUUGGGAAAGCAGAGGAUGACGAUGUUGUGGUGAAAACAAAGUUUGUGGGUGGCAUUGCUCAGAUUAUUGCAGCCCAAGAAGAAAUGCUGAAGAAGGAAAGAGAGCUGGAAGAGGCAAGGAAAAAACUGGCUCAGAUCCGCCAACAGCAAUACAAAUUUCUACCCACAGAGCUGAGAGAAGAUGAGGGUUAACCUGCUGAGAUUUCCUUUUUUUUUUUCUUCUUUUGUCUUUCUUUUCUUUUGAAGAAAUAAGCUAAAGGGGGACAGUACAGUGAGAACUGCUCUGACAACAUUCUGGUAUGCCAAGCACUUACCUAAAUAAACUGCCUGUCAUAGCUUUGGAUGAGGAGAGGGCAAUAAACACUUGUUCUUUCUCGUCUGGUCAGCUGAGGUGCAUGAUGAUCAAAUAAUGGUACAGUGUUAGAUUCAUCAUUCCUGUUCCUUCCUUGACUUAUAUCUCAGGAGAGAAUACUUCACUUUUUACUAAAGAUACUAAGUCAGUAUUAUUGUUACUUUCCUGAUGCUUGAGGUAUUUAUCAUUCCUUGACUCGUUAAAAAAACAUUCAUAAUAUUAGUA